GAAUAUGAAGAGCUUAGAGCAGAAAAUAAGAAAACGAAAGAAGAGUGUGACAAAAUCAAGCAAGAACGAGAUGAGGCUGUCAAAAAACUGGAGGAGUUUCAGAAAAUUUCUCACAUGGUUAUUGAGGAAGUAAACUGUAUUCAGAACCAUCUUGAAAUUGAGAAGACAUGCCGUGAAAGUGCUGAGGCUUUGGCUUCUAAGCUGAACAAAGAAAACAAGACUUUGAAAAGAAUUAGUAUGCUUUGUAUGGCAAAACUGGGCCCAGAUAUUAUUACUGAAGAGAUUAACAUUGAUGAGGAUGAAUCGUCCACAGAUUCAGAAGCUAACUCUGGAUCAUGCAGUUCUGUGCAUUGUCAGCAGCAAAUAAAAGAGCUGCGAGAUCAAAUCGUGUCUGUUCAUGAGGAAAAGAAGACCUUAGCCAUUGAACUGGAAAACCUGAGGUGCAAACUUGUAGAAGUAAUUGAAGAAGUGAAUAAGUUGAAAGAAGAAAAGGCUGUUUUGACAGAUGAAGUUAAUAAACAACAAAAACUCUGGGAAAAAUGUAAUAGAGUGUCUGUGCUGGCAGUAGAGGAAUAUGAAGAGCUUCAUGUAAACCUUGAACUGGAAAAGAACCUGCGGAAGAAAGCAGAGUCAUUUGCACAAGAGAUGUUUAUUGAACAAAACAAGAUGAAAAGGCAAAGUCAAUUGCUUCUGCAAAACUCUGCUCCUGAUCAACAGCUUUUGAAGGCUUUGGAUGACAAUGCUAAGCUAACCCAAACAUUAGAAGAAGAGAGGCUUCAACACCAGCAAAAGAUCAAAGAGUUGGAAGAGCAGCUAGAGAAUCAAGCACUGCAUAAGGAGAUUAGUCGUCUUAAACAGCAGCUAGAACUUUUGGAAGAAGAUAAAAAGGAACUAGAGCUUAAGUGUCAGCACUCAGAAGAAAAAGCUAGAGACCUAAAGCAUUCAGUUGAUGAACUUCAAAAACGAAUACAGCAGUCUGAAAAUCCUGUACCACCUCCUCCACCACCACCUCCUCCUCCUCUUCCUCCUCCCCCUCCUCCCAACCCUAUAAGGUCUCUCAUGUCAAUGAUUCGCAAGAGAUCUCACUCCAACAGCAACGUGAGCAAGAAGGAGAAACCUCCUCAGCAGGAGUCAGGUGAAGAAGUUACAGAUCUGAAGAGGCAAGCUGUUGAGGAAAUGAUGGACAGAAUUAAAAAGGGAGUUCACUUGAGACCAGUCAACCAGUCAUGCAGGCCUAAAACAAAGCCAGAAACACCAAAGCCCUCUGAAAGUGCAAUGAAAGAAUUAAAAGGGAUUCUGGAAACACUGAAUAAAUCCACUAGUUCCCGAAGCUUGAAGUCCCUUGAAACAGACAGUGGUGAAACAGAGCUGGAGCGAGUUCUGCGGCGCCGGAAAGUGACCACGGACCAGGACAGUGGCAGUCCGACUGGAAUCUUGGCCACAUCAGAAUCAAAAUCUCUGCCUGUGCUAGGUUCUGGAGCUAGUGCUGCACAGACAGCUCUGAACAAGAAAGAUGUGGAGACAGAGUUCACUUCCAAAGUCCCCGACUCAGGUCCUGUCUCUAACCAGCCUAAGGGUGCAACAGGCUCCAAGCCUACUUUACAAUCAACUAGUCAUACAGAAAUUACACGAAAAGCUUCCAGCAGUGAAAAACAGACCAAUGAAUCCGUUGUAGUUCUAGAUCCUGUGUCCACCAGUGGGGAUCAGAUGUCUGGAAACACCCUGAAUCAGAACAAAGCAAAGGAAGAAAAGAGCAAGCCACUGCAUAAAGAAACUAAUGUUGAGAAGAUAAAAGAAACAGAUAGUUCGAGCUGUUAAUUGUUAUUCUGAAAGGCUGUAACUUUUGAGAAUCAUUAUCUGGACAUGUGAAUUGCUUAGGUGUGUUACUAGGGGCUACAGUCUGUACUCCAGACAGUUUUCAAUAAUACAGGUUGAAAUGGUCUUUUGUAUGCAGUUUUGUUACAUGCACUGAAGUGUUUAAAUAACUUGUGUGUCACUCCAUCCCUUUCCCAUUUUAAUUUUGCAGGUAUGGUUAUUCAUUUCUUAGGUAGUAUCAGUUACCUUUGCUUUAAAACUGUAUUUGAAAAGGAUUUUAAAAUUCUUCUUUUAUUGAGAAGAUGCCUUGUUAAAGGUCCAUUCCAAAGCUUGCCAGAAGCCCCUUGCAUCCCUCUGGAAUUGGACAGGUUUGGGUUAGACCCUGUGAAGGUGAUUAAACACUUAGCAGCUUCAGUAUGGGGGGUGGUACUAAUUAUUGAAAAAAACAUGUUUAGACACAUUGCUUUAAACAUAUUUUGCUACCUACUUAACCCAGUAUCUUGUUGGUCCCUUACUGCUGUCCCCACACAGCUCUUGUGAGGAAACAAAAAGCACAAGCACAGCACUUCUGUUUUAGGUUGCUCAGGGGACAG
Molecule: messenger RNA, 2408 nt
Organism: Acanthisitta chloris (rifleman)
Lineage: Eukaryota; Metazoa; Chordata; Aves; Passeriformes; Acanthisittidae
Gene: SHTN1
Product: KIAA1598 ortholog
Exons: 16
Coding region: 115-1818 (567 amino acids)
Source: RefSeq, a predicted model, not a curated record